Fusarium redolens is the source of this 1658-nucleotide messenger RNA. Its product is annotated as kinase domain-containing protein. The coding region runs from base 111 to 1496 and encodes 461 amino acids. The transcript is spliced from 2 exons. NCBI's taxonomy places the organism in Eukaryota, Fungi, Ascomycota, Sordariomycetes, Hypocreales, Nectriaceae. Gene Ontology annotation, molecular function: ATP binding; protein kinase activity. Gene Ontology annotation, biological process: spliceosomal complex assembly; regulation of mRNA processing; protein phosphorylation. The record is from RefSeq and is a predicted model, not a curated record.
CUACCAGUUGAGUAUUGGACUCGGCAUGUGCAGGUCUCGCACGCCCAUUGCUUUCACUGAGACUUUGACGAGAUAUCAUAUAAGCUCACCAGUUCGAAAUCAAAUCCGAGAUGCUUCACCGGAGCUACCGAUUUUUUCACGAGCCUCAAUUGAGAUUACCGCUUUGCACUUCCUGGACACGGCGUUACUACCACUACCGCAAUCUGUCUCAAAGAGCAAUGUCUACCACCACUGCAGAUCUCCCAACCUACAAGCUCUACAGGAAUGUCGAAAAUAUCGACAGGUACUGUCCUGGAGGUUACCAUCCCAUUGAGGUUAAUGAUAAGCUGAAUCAGCGAUAUAUCAUAGUCGAUAAGCUGGGCAAGGGCGGUUAUUCUACUAUAUGGCUUGCCCGCGACCAGAAGCUCAAUAAAUACGUCGCCGUCAAAGUCGGCACGGCUGACCAAGUUUCCAAAGAGAGAGACGUUCUCCUCAAAUUGGCUGACAAUCCGACCAACGAAUUCUCUGGUCACCUCAUCACUCGAGUACUUGAUCAUUUCACACUUAAUGGGCCUAACGGCACACACCCUUGCAUUGUCACUGCACCGGCCAAAUGUAGCGUGGCCGAAUCGAUCAAGACUUCUAGAUACAACUCAUUCCGACUUGACGUAGCCAGGGCACUGUCUGCACAGCUCAUCAUGGCAACGGCAUACGUCCACCGGGCCGGCUUUGUUCACGGUGACAUUCAUCUAAGAAAUGUGUUGCUCCAAUUGCCUGGAUCUGAGAUCGACCACCUCUCCAUCCAACAGGUGUAUGAGAAAUACUAUAAGCCAGAGCCUUACCCCGUGGCUAGAACCGACGGUCAGCCGGUUACCUCAGCAUCAGUGCCAAAGAAAGUCUAUACGCCAAACUGGCUCGGCAAACCCAGCGACGAGGUUUUGCUGCCCGAAGCCAAGCUGUGGCUCGCCGAUUUUGGAACAGCCUUCAACCCGUUACAGGAAACCAGACUGAUGUCUUAUACGCACUUGCAAAACCGGCCACCAGAAGCUAAGUUUGAUCCCACGAAACCCCUCAUGUUCUCCUCUGAUAUAUGGAGCCUGGGACUUAUGGUAUGGGAGGUCAUGGGUGAUGGACCAUUUAUGAGCAGCUUUCUCUUCAAUUGGGAUGAGGUAAUUGCUGACCAGAUCGAUGCACUUGGCCCACUACCACAGGAAUGGUGGGAGAAGUGGGAGGCAAAGUUGAAUGAAUUUGAGGAAGACGGGCAGCCAAAAGGGAAAAGGGAAUUCUGGUCGCUUGAAAAGCGCUUUCACAUGAAUAUCCAGGAACCGAGAAUGGAAGAGGGCACGGAACACAUGGAUCAUGAUGAGAGUCACGCCUUUCUAGAUAUGAUCAAAGGGAUGCUACGCUUCAGACCAGAAGAACGGAUGACAGCUGAUCAGGUACUGCGAUCGGAGUGGAUGAGUAAGUGGGCUCUACCUCUUGCAGAGAAAGCUUGGGAGCGUAAACUCCUGGAUUAAAAGGGAUCUGACGAGGGAAACUCAUUAUGCGAUACUGAACUUGAAUGUUCCCAUGCGAUUGGGUUGAACUUUCGUCAUUGGUGAUAUAUAGAUCAGGGGAUAUAUGAUAUUUAGAUACCGUUGAUAGAAAUCAAGAAAUUCAUUCAGAUCGCAUCGGAACGA